GUUCAAUAGUUGGUAUCGUUCGUAUCAUAUGUCAAUCAAACUCAAUAAAAUAAAAAAACGUGCGAGCGCGUGAAGUGUGGCGUAUUUACGGCACACAGCGGCAAGUCCCACGUUGCCUUCGAAAUCUCUUAUCGUUAAUAAAGACAUUCAUAAAUAGUUGAUCUCGUUAUUUCCGUCGCGCAUACCGCGAGUGACGGCCGAGAGGUCAUUUUAAUCCGCUGAUGAAAUCAAGUGCACCGUACGAACAAGUAGUGAAUAAACUAGACAACCUCCUUCCUCUAACCACAAGAAUGCCGAACAUCAAAGUCUUCAGCGGGAGCUCCCACCCCGACCUAGCACAGAAGAUUGUCGAUCGCCUGGGCAUCGAUCUUGGUAAAGUCGUAACCAAGAAGUUUAGCAACAUGGAAACGUGCGUCGAGAUCGGCGAGUCGGUGCGUGGGGAGGAUGUUUACAUCGUGCAGAGCGGCAGUGGCGAGAUCAACGACAACCUCAUGGAGUUGCUUAUUAUGAUCAACGCUUGUAAAAUAGCGUCGGCUUCGCGCGUCACUGCCGUUAUCCCGUGCUUCCCGUACGCGCGUCAGGACAAGAAAGACAAAAGCAGAGCCCCCAUCACUGCCAAGCUCGUCGCUAACAUCCUGUCCGUCUCCGGCGCCGACCACAUCAUCACUAUGGACCUCCAUGCCUCGCAAAUCCAGGGAUUCUUCGACAUACCAGUAGAUAACCUCUUCGCCGAACCCGCCGUGCUAAAGUGGAUCAAAGAGAACAUUCCUGAUUGGAAGACCAGCAUUGUAGUGUCCCCUGAUGCUGGUGGAGCUAAGAGAGUCACAUCCAUAGCUGAUCGAUUGAAUGUAGAGUUUGCUCUCAUCCACAAAGAGAGGAAAAAAGCUAAUGAAGUAGCUUCAAUGGUGUUGGUUGGUGAUGUGAAGGACCGCACAGCCAUCCUGGUGGACGACAUGGCAGACACAUGCGGCACCAUCUGCCAUGCUGCUGAGAAAUUGAUUGAAGCCGGUGCUAUCAAGGUAUAUGCUAUCUUAACACACGGUAUCUUCUCAGGACCUGCCAUUUCGAGGAUCAAUAAUGCGUGCCUAGAAGCUGUUGUUGUCACAAACACGAUCCCACAAGAGAGACACAUGCAGGAGUGUCCCAAGAUCCAGUGCAUUGAUGUCUCCAUGAUGCUAGCAGAGGCAGUGCGACGCACACAUAACGGGGAGUCUGUCUCAUACCUGUUCUCUAAUGUUCCAUAUUAGUUUAAUUUUCUUUUUUAUGUUACAUAUUUUAGGAUGAGGGAUCCAACAUCUAAAGUUAAAUAAGGUAUGGCCAAUAUAGAUUGGACAUGCUUGUUAUUGUUAGUUUAACCUGCAGGUUAAUGAUAAGCUCGAAACUCAGUGAUAUUUUAUUGUGGAGAGGAAUAAUAUUUCAUGUUUGAGACAGUUGGAAGCCUGCUAACAUUAGUUUUAAUGAGCUCAUGGUAACAUGAGUUUAUUAUAGUGAAGAUUCUUUAAUCUCAUUAAGUUUUAUUAUGAUCAACUCCGAGAAGUAUAUAAUUUCUAUAUCAAACACAGAGGUUAAUAAUUUAUAUAAUUCCAUAUAGUUUUACACACAUUGAAAUUAGUUUUGUGAUAAAUAGACCUGUUAGACAAACUUUCUUGCUGUCUAACUCUAAUAUCUAUUGCAGCCACUAUUGCAUCUAUUGCAGGCAGAGAGUGGGGUUGUUAUUGUAGACAAGUGAUAAAUCGUGAUUAAGCCUUCCAUGUCCCUAUAAUUUCAAAAUGAAAUAUUGUAUACUUAAAGUUGAUGAAUUUUCAAAUGUAACGAAAAUUAAUUUAGCGCAUUUUUAUGUAGUUUUCAUUCCAAUCCUGCCAUAAAAUUGUUAUUUCUUCGGAGUCUGCAUUUAACUUUAUAUGUAUAAUAGAUUUUGUUGAAGUUUUCAUGACUAAAAUGUAUUUUACUUUUAAAAUUUUGUUGAAUAUUAGUUCUAAAUGAAUCAUUGACAAUUUGAUUUGCCUAAUCGAGUUGAAAAAUGAUUUAUUUCGUUUUUCAAUUAGAGUUAUAUUUCCAAAAUAUUUUUAAUGUGUACAUUUGUCAAUUGUUUCAACCUAGAAAGCUUUUCUGUAUCUAAAUUCAUGUGAUGAUUAAAAAAGAGAAAUAUUAAUGCUUUCACAAGCAUCAUUAUCAAUGUGUAUUUGAUAAGGCAUGCAUAAAAUUACAUAAACUUGAUUAGAUUGUUUGUAUUGGCAAUGUUAGUCAAAAUAAUAAUGUAUAGUUCUGCGAAUUGGCCAGUUGCCUAAUGUAUAUUGUGAUCAGAGAUUUUCUAAAUUUAUAGAAACUAUUAUUCCAUAUACCUACUUAUUAUUAAGGCAUUAAUAAAAAUACUUCGUACAUCUUU
Pectinophora gossypiella (pink bollworm) is the source of this 2386-nucleotide messenger RNA. It is a transcript of the gene Prps, whose product is annotated as ribose-phosphate pyrophosphokinase 2. The transcript has a single exon. The coding region runs from base 222 to 1247 and encodes 341 amino acids. The record is from RefSeq and is a predicted model, not a curated record. Gene Ontology annotation, molecular function: ribose phosphate diphosphokinase activity; magnesium ion binding. Gene Ontology annotation, cellular component: cytoplasm; ribose phosphate diphosphokinase complex. Lineage: Eukaryota; Metazoa; Arthropoda; Insecta; Lepidoptera; Gelechiidae. Gene Ontology annotation, biological process: purine nucleotide biosynthetic process; 5-phosphoribose 1-diphosphate biosynthetic process; ribonucleoside monophosphate biosynthetic process.